CUGCGGCGAGUCCAUCCAUGGAUCCGUCCGACGCCGCGCGGCGCUCCGCUGAGCGAUGGAUGGGCGUGGCCGAGAAGUUGCUCAUGGCGCGGGACGUCGAGGGCUGCAAGCAGUUCGUCUCCCAGGCCCUCGACGACGACCCACGCGCCACCGGCGCCGACGACCUGCUUGCCGCCGCCGACGCCCUCCUCGCCGCCCAGCGCCGCCGCCUCCCCUCCGGGAUCCCCGACCCCUACGCCGUUCUUGGCCUCGACUCCGCGCUCCCCGCCUCCCGCGACCCAGACGUCGUCCACACACACUACCGCCGCCUCUCCUUCCUGCUGAAUCGAUCCCACCCCGACCGCCCCUGCUCUCUCGCCUUCGCCGACGCCGCCCGCCUCGUCGCCGACGCCUGGGCCUUUCUCUCGGACCCUCUCCGCAAAGCCUCCCUCGACUCCGACCUCGCUGCCGCUGUAGCCGCCAAGGCCGCAGCAGCUCGCGCACCCACUCCCUCUCCCGAGAAACCGCAGCCGCGACCACCACCACCACCAUCUCCACGGCCAGCCUCGUCACCGCCUGCUCGCCAGCCACGGCAGGCGGCUACGGCUUCGCCGCCAGCAAAGCGCGGGCGUCCGCUGCGCGCCGCCAAACCGCAACAGCCGCCUGCGGAGCACCAGCAGGAGGCGGAGGCGCCGAAUGCGUCGCCGUUCUGGACGGCCUGCACGUCCUGCUGCCACGUGCACCAGUACGACCGCUCCUACGAGGCACGCACUGUGCUUUGCCCCAGCUGCCGGCGGCCGUUCUUAGCCUCGGCGAUGUCCACACCGCCACCUAUUGUGCCGGGCACCGACAUGUACUACUGCUCCUGGGGCUUCUUUCCCAUGGGGUUCCCGGGAGGCCCUGCCUUUGCUGGACCGGCAAAUUCUCCGAUGCAGCAGCCGCCCGCUUCUCUGGGAUUUUACCCGAUGGGGCCAUACUUGCCAUUGCCAGCUCAAGCUAGCGUCAAGGAAGGCAAUGUGGCUGCUCAAGCUGGCCCUGUGGAAGGCAAUGUAGCUGCUCAAGCUGGCGUUGUGGAAGGCAAUGUGGCUGCUCAAGCUGGCGUGUUGGAAGGCAAUGUGGCUGCUCAAGCUGGCGUUGUGGAAGGCAAUGUGGCUGGUGGUGUUGACAGUGAGGCUGCUGUCAGUGCCACUGAGACAGCGGCAGUGCCGGUGGCGCCAUUGCCAGCAAAGUCCACUCAUGUAAAGGUUGGGGCAAAGAAGCGAGGGCGGCCCAAAGGCAGCAAGAAUAAGAAUGUGGAUCAUCAGAUGGAUAAUUCCCUCGGCAAGAUGUACAUUAGAAAUGUCAACCUGUUCCUGUAUAUGAUAUCUGUCAUUGGUGGAAAAGACCUGGCAAUUGUGCUGGUGAGUGCCUACAACGAUGACAAUUUGCUGGAAUCAGUGGACCGCCUACAAGAGCAACUGUCUGGAAGCCUCUCUCUUCAUGCUGGAAAAUCUGGGACUAAUGAAGCCUGGUCCUUUAUCUCGGACACUCUCCGCAAAGCCUCCAUUGACUCCGACCUCGCUGCCGCAGUGCCACCAAAGCCGCAGCAGCUACUCCCUCUCCAGAGAAGCAGCAGCCGCAGCCACCACCAUCUCCACAGACAGCUACGGCUUCGCUGCCAGCAAAGCGCGGUCAUCCACCGCGCUCUGCCAAACCGCAACAGCCGCCUCCGGAGCACCAGCAGGAAGCGGAGGUGUCGUGCGCCAUCGUUCUGGACAGCCUGCACGUCCUGCUGCCACGUGCACCAGUACGACCGCUCCUACGAGGCGUGCACUGUGCUUUGCCCCAGCUGCCGGUGCCCUUUCUUCGCCUCGGCGAUGCCCACACCUCCACCUAUCGUGCCGGGCACCGACAUGUACUACUGCUCCUGGGGCUUCUUUCCCAUGGGGUUCCCGGGAGGCCCUACGUUUGCUGGACCGGCAAAUUCUCUGAUGCAGCAGCCACCCGCUUCUCUGGGAUUUUAUCCGAUGGGGCCAUACUUGCCAUUGUCAGCUCAAGCUGGCAUCGUGGAAGGCAAUGUGGCUGGUGGUGUUGGCAGUGAGGCUGCUGUCAGUGCCAAUGUGACUGCGGCAGUGCCGGUCCCAUUGCCAGCAAACUCCACUCAUGUAAAGGUUGGGGCAAGGAAGCGAGUGUGGCCCAAAGGCAGCAAGAAUAAGAAUAUGGUGAUUGAGAUCGAUUAG
Lolium rigidum is the source of this 2198-nucleotide messenger RNA. RefSeq lists its product as uncharacterized. Lineage: Eukaryota; Viridiplantae; Streptophyta; Magnoliopsida; Poales; Poaceae. The coding region runs from base 18 to 2198 and encodes 726 amino acids. The record is from RefSeq and is a predicted model, not a curated record. The transcript has 5 exons.